ACCUCUCUUGUUCCACUCAGACCGGCGGCGCUGCUCGCCUUCCUUGUCUAGCUAGCCAUGGCUCCCGCCCUGAAGAAGUACGACUGGAUCCUUGCCAUUACCACCAUCGCCUUUGUCCUCUCGUCGGCCUCCAACGGCGCCAACGAUGUCGCCAACUCGUACGCCACUUCGGUCGCCGCCCGGACCCUGAAGAUGUGGCAGGCCGGUAUCCUCGCCUCGGUUACCGAAUUCCUGGGUGCUGUUGCUCUGGGCUCCCGUGUCACAGGCACCAUCAAGAGUGGCAUCUUUUCCCUCGACACUUUCAAGCCUGCGCCUGCCACUCUGAUGCUUGCCAUGGGCUGCGCCGAGGUCGGUUCUGCUACCUUCCUGACCAUCGCCACCAUUGCCGGUAUGCCUGUUUCCACCACACAGACGGUUGUCGGAGCCCUCGCGGGCGCCGGCAUUGCUGCUCAGUCGCCUCUUAGCUGGGGCUGGAAGAAGGGUUCCAUCUCCCAGAUUGCCGCUUCUUGGGUUAUUGCCCCCUUCAUCUCCGCUGCCUUUGCUGCUAUCCUCUUCCUGACUGUCAAGUUUGGUGUACAUCAGAGGAAGGACCCUCUCAAGUGGGGUCUGCGCUUGAUCCCCUUCUACCUGGCCUUCACCGCCGGUGUUCUUGCUCUCUUCAUCAUCGAUGAGCUGCCAAACGGCGAGUCUCUCGAGGAAAUGGGUGCUGGCAAGGCUUGUGGCAUCAUCCUCGGCGUCUUCUUUGGCGUUCUUGCCAUGUCGUACAUCUUCUUCGUUCCCUACUUCACUCGCCGUCUUGUCAAGGGUGACGCGAGGAUGAGGUUCUGGCACAUUCCCCUUGGCCCUCUUCUGUAUCGCGAGAACCCUCCCGUCUACUUCCCCGGCAAGGGCGACCAGAUUGUCACCGACUACUACGCCAAAGCAGCCCCCGUCGAGAGUGUCCCCAUUCAGGACACCCUGAAGAACGAGAAGGGCAAUGCUCACUCUACUUGUCUCGACAACAAGUCUUCUGGUGACAGCGACAACAUCGACGUUGAGCGUGGUGGCCGUGGUCUCUCCACCCCUCUUCCCCGCGAAGGCCCUGUUGCGCACAUCAUCCCCGCCAAGCCUGAGCCCGAGGAGCGCUGGUUGAAGCCUGUCGAGCACCUCCCCAUCACCUCUCCAAAGAAAAUCGUGGCGUGGAUCAAGUACAUCCUCCUUCAGGGUGUUUCCCGCGAUGUCGUCAGCCAGAAGGAUCUCGGCGCAAUCCACGCCCGUGCUGUCGUCUACGACAAUCGUGUCGAGCAUCUCUGGACAUAUGCCCAAGUUGCCUCCGCUAUGAUGAUGUCUAUUGCUCAUGGUUCCAACGAUGUUGCCAACGCCGUCGGCCCCUGGGUUGCUACCUACAACACCUACACCACCGGAGUCGUCACCAAGUCUGCCGACACCCCCGUCUGGAUCCUAGUCAUCGCCGGUCUGCUCCUUGGUGCUGGUUUCUGGUUUUACGGCUACCACGUGGUUCGCGCGCUCGGAAACAAGAUCACACAGGUCUCGCCUACCCGUGGUUUCUCCAUGGAGCUCGGUGCCGCCAUCACUGUCCUCCUGGCCUCUCGUCUGGCCCUUCCCGUCUCCACCACACAGUGCCUGACGGGCGCCACCAUCGGUGUCGCGCUCUGCAACUUCGACCUCAAGGCCGUCAACUGGAAGCAAGUCGGUUUCAUCUUCUCUGGUUGGAUCAUCACUCUGCCUGGUGCUGGUCUGAUUUCUGGUCUGCUCAUGGUCAUGGCGCUGAACACGCCACACUUCUAGACCCAUGUACCGGUUUCCAAAUGUUUUCUUUUUCUUGAUCUCCUUCAAUCCCAAACGGAGAAUGAUAGAUCGCUCAGUGCUUGAUGUCAUGACCUUUUGAGUUCCAGCAUGAUCGGGGUUUUUGCCGGGAUACAGAUGCAAUGAUACCAGUCUUUCUUUUUUUCAUAAUCAUGACAUGAAGGAAUAGUAAUAUCAAAAUUUGAUU
This is a messenger RNA of Exserohilum turcica Et28A, 1993 nucleotides long. RefSeq lists its product as uncharacterized. NCBI's taxonomy places the organism in Eukaryota, Fungi, Ascomycota, Dothideomycetes, Pleosporales, Pleosporaceae. The record is from RefSeq and is a predicted model, not a curated record. Gene Ontology annotation, biological process: phosphate ion transmembrane transport. Gene Ontology annotation, cellular component: membrane. The coding region runs from base 58 to 1788 and encodes 576 amino acids. The transcript is spliced from 3 exons.